Molecule: messenger RNA, 882 nt
Organism: Hipposideros armiger (great roundleaf bat)
Lineage: Eukaryota; Metazoa; Chordata; Mammalia; Chiroptera; Hipposideridae
Product: NKG2-A/NKG2-B type II integral membrane protein-like
Exons: 6
Coding region: 36-743 (235 amino acids)
Biological process (GO): positive regulation of natural killer cell mediated cytotoxicity; stimulatory C-type lectin receptor signaling pathway
Source: RefSeq, a predicted model, not a curated record
UUAGACACAGUCUCGGACACCACUCAGCUGCAGAGAUGAGUAACCAAACAGUAACCUAUGCAGAACUGAAUCUGGCUAAGGACUCAAGGAGACAGCAAAUAAAACCUAAGGGCGCUAAGAGCUCCAUUUCAGUAACUGAGCAGGAAAUAACCUAUGCAGAAUUAAAUCUUCAAAACGCUUCACACGAUCUACAAGGGAAUGACAAGAACUACCACUGCAAAGAUUUUCCAUCACCUCCAGAGAAACUCAUUGCUGGGAUCCUGGGAGUCGUCUGCCUUGUCUUGCUGUCCACUGUGGUAACAAUAGUUGUUAUUCCCUCUCCUGUAAUACCAGAGCAAAGCAAUUCAUCCCCAACAACAAGGAUCGAGAAAGUGCAUCAUUGUGGUCGUUGUCCAAAGGAGUGGAUUACAUAUUCCAACAACUGCUAUUACAUUAGUAAUGAAACUAAAACAUGGACUGAGAGUCAGAUGGCCUGUGCUUCCAAGAACUCUACUCUGCUUCUUAUAGAUGAUGAAGAAGAAAAGCAAUUUCUGAGUUCUUUAUCACUUGUAUCAUGGAUUGGAGUCUUCCGUAACAGCAGUGAUCAUCAAUGGAUGUGGAUAAAUGGUUCACCUUCCAAACUAAAGAUAAAAGAAUCAUCAAAGGGUAAAUAUAACUGUGCUAAGCUAAACUCACAUGGCCUCCUAUCAAGUACUUGUGGAUCUUCAGAAGUGUAUCUUUGCAAGCAUAAGCUAUGGAGUUAAAAACUGCAGUUGAGGUUCUGUUAGAUAACUUGAUUUUCAUGAGAUGGAAAUAAUAUUAUGAUUGUAUACACUUAAAAUUAAUUAUAUUAUUUGUUCUAAUAAUGAAAAAAAAAUUGUAAUAACUAUUGGAAAAUAACAU